AUGUUAAAGUCGAUUAAAAUACCCAAGAGACUAAUAAUUAAGGUAUUCGUACUUUUAAUGGUAUUCUAUACCAUAUUUCAUACUACUAGUACUUCAUUACAGAAUCCUCUGAUAAACCAAUACAAGUUGAAAGUUCAAAGACAAGUGAAGUUAAAAUUUAGAGGAUGGUAUACUAAUUUAUUGAGUACGAAUUUGAAGUUGGAAGAAGAUAAAAAUUUUGAAAAGCAGCUCAAUUCAUUACUACAGGAGAAAUUAAAGAAUGACGUUAAUAAUGAAUUAUGGGAUAUUAAUCCUCUGAUGGAAUUACCCUUGGAUAUAACUGUUCCCAGUUAUUUCAUCAAUCUGUUAAUUGAAAAACCUAGUUAUCAACCAUUUGAUGCCCGAUUCACCCUUUCAGUGUAUUUAAAUUAUUUAGCCACUAAGAAUGUUGAGAAAAAGGGAGUUCCAUUUCAUUGGAGUGAUUGGGUUGAUUUAACUAAAUUGAAUAAGUAUAUUCUUUCCAGAAAGAAUGAAAAACCAACUUGUAAAGAAUUAUUUGAUAUCCUGAAGAAUACUAAGUUGGUUGAAAAUUCUAAAUUAUUCCCCUUGGAAGACUACUGUAAGGAAGAUUUAAAAUUCCCCCUCGGAUUUAAAGUUAAGGGUUUCAGUGGACCACAAACCAUUGAUAAUCAUGAGAUCUUAUCUAAGGCUCACUUGUACCUGUCAUUCCCCUCACCAUAUAAGUUAAUUUUUUUAACGGAACUGAAAGGAUCGUAUGAAAUCCCGGUUAUUAAUAGUCAAAAUGAUUUAAAAUAUAGUUUACUUAAUAACAAGAUGGUGGAAAAAGUGAUUAAAUCAAGACCACGAACCAAUUUACAUGAUUCCUCAAGUAAAAUUAAGUUAAAUCCUUUAAAAGCUUAUAAAGAUUUACUCAAAUAUAAUCCACCAACCAAUGGAGAUAAAGUGCUUAAAUCCAAUAAAAUAGAUAUACCGAUUGAAUCCUUCAAUGUUGAUGCCGAAGCAAUUAAAAAUGAAUUAUCCAAGAAGAGAAUCACGCUGAAGAAUGAAAUUGAAUAUUUGAACUCAUUGAAAAAUUCUCUCAGUAUGGACUCUCCACCUAAAUUUUUCAAAGAGACAAAAUUAUUAGAGAAGAACCCGCAAAAAUGGUUGGGGGAACAUUAUGAUUGGAGAUUUUUCAAUGGAUUAACUGUUGGGAAGGAAGAGCAAAUACUAUCGUUACAUCGGUUAAUUAAGAAUUAUCUUAAUUUUGCUCGACAAAAUGGAUUGAUUACUUGGAUCGCCCAUGGAUCGUUAUUAUCGUGGUAUUGGAACGGGAUUGCAUUUCCUUGGGAUACUGAUAUAGAUGUUCAAAUGCCCAUUGGAGAAUUACAUGAAUUGAGUCGACGUUUCAACCAAUCCUUGGUGAUUGAAAACGUGGGAGACGAUUCCAAGUUUGAAUUUAGUGGGAUGGGUAAAUAUUUCAUUGAUAUUGGAAGUUCAAUAACCCAUCGUACCAAGGGUAAUGGGAAUAACAACAUUGAUGGACGAUUUAUUGAUGUGGAUACUGGACUUUACAUUGAUAUUACCGGGUUGGCAAUCACUGAUACCCCAGCACCAUCAAGAUACGAUUACUUGAUUGAUAUCGAUGAAGGGAAACGAGAAAAAAUCCGAGAACACACUGAUGACAAUGGACAAAUGGACCAUUACGUUAAAAAUGAAGAAUUACCAGCAUUUAAUUGUAGAAAUAAUCAUUUCAAUACUUAUGAAGAGAUUUCCCCGUUGUUAUUAACUGCGGUUGAAAACCAAUUAAGUUAUGUUCCAAGUAACUUUAUCAUGACCCUAAACUACGAAUACGGAUUGAAUGGAUUAAUCGAGAAGAACUUUCGUGAUUAUAUCUACUUGAACAACUUUAGAAUAUGGGUUAAAACCCAGGAUAUAUUGGAUUAUCUUAAUAAUCCAUCCAAAUGGAUCCAAGAUCAAGAACCUAAAAAUAAAAGAGUGGUGGGGGCCAUUGAAAAAUUACAAAUUAAUAAAUUAAAUUUAAAUGAUCAUAUCAGUUUAUUAAAAGAUAAUCGGAUUUUUAAAGAAUAUUAUAAAAGUCGCUUUUUCACUAAAUUCCAUCAAGAUCAACUAAAUUUACUACAAUUAAAUGAAGAAUCCACCAAAGAAUUCAAUGAUUUGCUAACAACUUAUCAAAAACUGAAUGGGUUGAGCAAACCUCUAAGAGCCGAUUUAUUCAUGUAUAACUAUUUUAAGAAUGAUCGAGAUUAUGAUGCUGAAAUUAAUCACAUUAUUAAAUUAAAUAGUGUUUAUCGGGACUAA
This is a messenger RNA of Hyphopichia burtonii NRRL Y-1933, 2301 nucleotides long. RefSeq lists its product as uncharacterized. Bases 1 to 2301 code for a protein of 766 amino acids. The record is from RefSeq and is a predicted model, not a curated record. The transcript has a single exon. NCBI's taxonomy places the organism in Eukaryota, Fungi, Ascomycota, Pichiomycetes, Serinales, Debaryomycetaceae.